This is a messenger RNA of Coniophora puteana RWD-64-598 SS2, 1731 nucleotides long. RefSeq lists its product as uncharacterized. The transcript is spliced from 3 exons. Lineage: Eukaryota; Fungi; Basidiomycota; Agaricomycetes; Boletales; Coniophoraceae. The coding region runs from base 21 to 1268 and encodes 415 amino acids. The record is from RefSeq and is a predicted model, not a curated record.
GCUCUCAGCCAGGCGCAUCAAUGUCGCUCGUCGGCCCCCCAGCGUCCCACAACGAAGUUCCCCUCACCAGGGAGAUGCUCAUCGACCUCCUUGGUGACAUGUCCGAGCAGAUCAGGCUCGUCUUUGGCUGCAAGAUCAGGCUCUUCGUCCAUGGUGGAGCCGUCAUGAUCCUCCACCCCUCCCUCUCCCAGCAGAGCAGAAGGCGGACAACCCGCGACGUCGACUACAUCAGGCGCGCCUUCGGCCACGAAUGGCGCAAGAUGGGUAUCCACGACGCUGAGACGAAGCUUCAAAUAUGCAUCAAUGCGACUGCGCUCCGCUUUAGAAUAGGCUCUGACUGGAUGAACGCAGACCCCGAUGUUGCCCUCCCCUUUGCCCGAAAUGCAAAUGCAGAGGUGUAUGACCCGAUAUACCACGACUCGAAGCAGCCCAACAAUGUCUCCAUGAACGCCGUCUUCGACUCGCCCUUCCUCACGCUCAUCGCCGUCACCCCGUUCUGGGGCGUCGCCCUCAAGCUCGUGCGGUACAAGAAGGAGGACCCCUCCGACAUCGCCGCCCUCCUCCGCCACGGCACCACACUCAACGGCGUGCAGUGGACGCCUGAGAUUCUCGAGAGCUGGCUCACGAGGCUGUGCUGGCCGAUGGGCUACAACCAGUACCAGGGUCAACAGCUCGGCGAGCUCCGCGACCGGAUCCGCGAUGCGGUGCGCAACGCGCAGGCAUACGACGCCGCGCACGGGACGAGCGACAUGCAACUUGUCUCACAGGCGCAGAUACAACCCCCUGCCCCGCCGGCGUCGGCCGACCCCUUCGGUCACGGACGUAUGUCACUACAUUCGAAUAUGUUCAUGCAGGUCCAAGGACCGGGGCCCAUUCCCAUCUCGCCCACGCCAGCCCCUCAGCCCAGCACCCAGUCUUUCCCAUGGGGCGCACCCUCGCAGCCACCACCACCUCCGGCUGCCCAGCACCAGCCGUCAAGCUGGGAACAGCAACAGCCGCCGGUGGUCCAGUCCCUCCAGCCAUGGCACAGCUCCUCGCACGUACCCUCGCCUCCGGGGUUCGUCCCCGAAAAACGCUCCUCAAGACACCGCGAGUCGCGUCGUCAUCGAACGCCCUCGCCUGCUCCUCCGUCUGUGACGUCGAUGCGCGUCUCUGACCACUGGCCAGGACAUGGAUCGUCGCACUCACAUUCACACUCGCAUUCGCAUCCGCAUUCCCACCCGCACUCGCACCUGGCAGCACCACCCAUCAUGUCCUUUGUAUCAUGACUCCGGCUUCGACGACGUUCUACAGCCGCAAAUAAUAUCGAUCGCCUUCUCGAUCCACCACGAUCGAUCGCCUUGCUCUUUGCUCCUUGCCUUUUGCUUCAUUGAUCUGAACUCUGAACCCGAACUCAACAUUAUACCAUCCACGCCCUAUGACGCACGCUCUCAAUAUCCGAUAUCACCCGCCGCACAUGCACUAUUCAGCCAUUACCCCAUCAUAGAAAGUGCACGUGUAUUCUCAAGUGAUACCAUGCAUUCUUCAUUUCCUUGUUCCCUCGUUUCUUCAUUUCUUCGCUCUCGAUCUCAUAUGACUCUCUCGUGGCUCCCGCAAAUCGACUCUUGUAACCAAUAUUGCCUCGUGUACCUGCCUGUAACGCUACCCAUCUGCUUCGUUCGCUCUGCUAGACCUUGCUCUGCUCUUGCUUCCCGUCUCCCUUCUAUUAGGGUCUUUAUAAUAUUGUCUCCC